Eublepharis macularius is the source of this 1405-nucleotide messenger RNA. RefSeq names its product hydroxysteroid 17-beta dehydrogenase 8 (gene HSD17B8). Gene Ontology annotation, molecular function: oxidoreductase activity, acting on the CH-OH group of donors, NAD or NADP as acceptor. The transcript has 8 exons. Lineage: Eukaryota; Metazoa; Chordata; Lepidosauria; Squamata; Eublepharidae. The coding region runs from base 92 to 778 and encodes 228 amino acids. The record is from RefSeq and is a predicted model, not a curated record.
ACGUGACCCGCCCUGCGCUCCCGCCCCCUUGGACGACUGGCCACGGAGAGCGCCGGCUAGAGGGGCCCACCCUGUCCUUCUAGGCGUUUCUAUGGUCCCAGCCUCGGGGAGGGGUUUCCGGUGUCCUCCGGCAAUGGCCGCCUCUCUCCGCCUGCGGGGGGCUUUGGCGCUGGUCACAGGAGGCGGCAGCGGCAUCGGCCGCGCCAUCUGCGCUCGCCUCGCCCGGGAGGGAGCGCUGGUGGCCGUGGCGGACUGCAACGAGGCCGGGGCGGCCCAGACGCUGCAGGGGCUCCAGGCGGGGGACCACCAGGCCUGGGCGGUCGACGUGGGAUGCUCCGCGGGCGUUGCGGCUCUCAUGGCCCGCAUCCAGGCGCACUACUCGCGCCCGGCUGGCGUCUGCGUCAACUGCGCCGGCAUCACCCUGGACGAAUUCUUGCUCAAGCAGACCGAGGAGGCCUUUGACGCCGUUCUCAGAGUGAAUCUCAAGGGAACCUUUCUGGUGACACAGGCGGCGGCCCGGGCGCUGGUGGCGAGCGGGGCGCCCGGAGGCUCCAUCGUCAACUUGGGCAGCGUUGUGGGGAAGGUGGGGAACCUGGGGCAGGUGAACUACGCUGCUUCCAAGGCUGGGGUGGAGGCCCUGACGAAGACAGCGGCCAAGGAGCUUGCCAGGUGGGUCUGGGGGAAGGGGGGGAACGGGGGGGAGCCCGCCCGUGGAAUUGCUGAGUCAGCCAUGAAGCCCCUGGGGCUGACCUUGGGCCAUCGAUAUUUCUCCGCCUAACCAACCUCGCAGGGUGGUGGUGAAGAAACAAAUGGCGGAAGAGAGAAUGACGGAAGCGCCCUGGAGGGAUGGCGGGAGGAGGGCUGGAAGGCUUUCUGGCUAGGCGCCCAAGCCUAGAAAUGUCAAAUGGGCAUUUUGGAGCUGCCUGGCCGUCCGUCUUGUUCCCGGAGAAGACAGGCAAUGAAUAGGCUGUGCCUGCGAUAUUUGGCCAAGCAGCCUUUCCCGAGCCAGGCAGAGGCGCUAAUGGAUGAGGGGGGAGCCGCCCCCUUGUUUCCCUGUCCUGCGCAGGGCUGGCCUCCUGGGGGAGCCCUGCCAGGGCGCGGCCAGCCCAAGCCCCCCUUGGCCCUCCCGCCUUCUUACUGCCUGCCCUGCAGGUACGGGAUUCGCUGCAACACAGUCCUGCCGGGAUUCAUCCGCUCCCCCAUGACGGACAAAGUGCCCCAGAAAGUGUUGGACAAGUUUGCAGCGAUGGUGCCUCUGGGACGGCUGGGGGAACCCGAAGAUGUUGCUGACGUCUGUGCCUUCCUGGCCUCUGACGAGAGCCGGUACAUUACUGGAGCCAGCGUGGAGGUAACAGGGGGUCUUUUCAUCUGAUGCGUUCAUUGCCCCGCUUCCGGAGCCUCCCAC